AUGAAUAGCAUAUAUCCCCACUUAUCCUUAUUGACUUUCUUAUUAUUGAUAAGCUCGAUCGACAGUCGCCAGAUCACAGUUAAGAAUUCAUGUAAAUCAACAAUUUGGCCAGGAUUACAUUCAGGUGAUAAUAAGACCCAACCGUUUGAAGCUCGAGGAUGGGAACUCGGACCCAAACAGGAAGAUACAUUUCCGGUUCCUGACGAUUGGACUUCAGGUAGGAUAUGGGCAAGAACAGGUUGUACGAUUAACGAAUUGGGUUUAUUCGUUUGUUUGACUGGAAAUUGUGGUAAUGGAUCUGCUACUGAUUCGAUUUGUCACGUCUCGAAUGAUCCUCCUGCCACACUUGCCGAAUUCACUCUUUCACCUAAUGGUUCAGACAAUUAUGAUAUCAGUCUAGUUGAUGGCUUCAACGUUCCCUUGAAUAUAUAUAACUCUGAUCCGAAAUGCACUUCACCGAUAUGCGAAGGAAAUAUAAAUAAAUAUUGUCCAUCCGUUCUUAAGACUGGAUUAGAUACAAAUGGUAUCAAUUUAGGUUGUAUGACACCUUGUAAUGCUGGAUUUGGUGAUGAGUUAUACGGUAAUAGAGCUUGUUGUACUGGUGCAUAUGGGAAUGAUAGCAUGUUAUGUGAAUCUUGCGGAAUGGAUUACUAUGAUUUAUUUAAAGAUAAUUGUAAUCAAGCUUAUGCUUACGCAUACGAUGAAAAAUCCGGAACGUUAUUUCAAUGUGAUUCGACACCGACAUCUAUGCCUAAUUAUACUAUUGAAUUUUGUCCGAAUGAUUCUGAAUAUAUAGGUCAAAUCGAACCUGACCUUAAAUAUCUUGGAUCAACAGCUACCUGUUCAAGUAUAGCUACAUAUUUCGAUGAAACUUUCUCAAUCAGACCUAGUCCAACUAAAAUACUCACUAGUGGGACUUUGGAUGUCGUCGCUACAGUAGCUACUGGUAUCAAUGGAGCAGCUGCUAUCCAACUCGAUGGUAUUGGGUCUGCAGCUACAGCCACAGCUACAGCUUCUUCCACAUCUCAAAAUGCCAGUCCUGCAAGUGGUAUAACCACAACUUCAUCUCCUACAACUUCUGCUACCUAUCCUUCGGGAUCGGACAGUGAGACUCGAUCGGAAAGUGAGGCCCAAACGAACUUAGGUAUAGUCAGUGUACCACAGACCAUUGGACCUGCAAUUCCAGGUAUCUCAGUCGUGAAUCAUAUGGUCGCACUAGAAGAGACUACAACAUCGGUGCAACCUUCAUUUGGAACGUCGGAAUCACCAUCAACUUCUGCGCCUCAAACAUCUGAACCCAUCACUUCAACCCGAAUUCAUACGAUAGUCACUACGACUACUCUACCUGACGGUUCAUCUAGCACUUACGAACCAAAAGUGACUUCUGCAUUUACCGUGAUUAACGGAAACACUCUCUAUCAAGUUUUGGGUGGGAGUAAAACCGCUCAAGUGGAAGGUCAUAGUACACAGGGCGCCGCACAGGGUCAAUGGUUGAAAGCUGUUCCUAUGCAACAUGCUGGAUAA
This is a messenger RNA of Kwoniella shivajii, 1524 nucleotides long. RefSeq lists its product as uncharacterized. The transcript is spliced from 6 exons. The record is from RefSeq and is a predicted model, not a curated record. Bases 1 to 1524 code for a protein of 507 amino acids. NCBI's taxonomy places the organism in Eukaryota, Fungi, Basidiomycota, Tremellomycetes, Tremellales, Cryptococcaceae.